This is a messenger RNA of Peronospora belbahrii, 7389 nucleotides long. The record is from the annotation of a GenBank genome assembly. NCBI's taxonomy places the organism in Eukaryota, Oomycota, Peronosporomycetes, Peronosporales, Peronosporaceae.
AUGACGCCAGGCUCAGCAACUUCUGCUUCGUCAUUUGAAGAACGUACGUCAGCAUACGAUGGAAUUUCAGAUGCUAGUACUCCAGCAUCGGAUCGAGGUCUAGUGGCCAAAUCAACUAGGAUGGAAAACAUGACAAGACUGACCAAGCAACCAACGAAAAAGCUGUCGUUUUCGAGUCGAGAAUCUCUUGCGAGACGUCUUGUGGACGAUGAACACAAUCGUAACAGAAUUGCGAAACAAGAAGAUGACCUGCUACUUGAUGACUUGCUGAGCAAGAUUGUAAUCAAACCGGUGCCGUUUAUUAACGCACAGGAUGAAGCAAAAGCUUCGUCAACCUCAAUGAUCCCGAUAUCGCCUCGGUCAUUCAACUUUACACGACAGAUAGUUGUAUCACCGCGCAGGAGCAUGCGGCGUGUUGUUAUACGUCGAACUGGUGUAGAUGGACAAAUACAUGAACAAGUGCGAUAUGUGGAUGCUGAAGGACAAACUGUCCGACAAAGUGGCAACUUUUUCAGCGCUGACACUGAGACGGACGAGACGUCAGUAGUUUCUUCCGAAGAAGCGCCAGUGACUCCUGCUGUCUCGACACCCGCAAAGACUUUGCAACGCGUUACAGUCCGUAAAACUGACGAGGACGGACAGGUCCGUGAAGAAGUGCAAUUUGUGGACGCCAAUGGAAACACCGUUGACGGUGAAGGUACAGCCACCAAUGUUACGACAAGUACUAUGAUCCCUGUACGAUCCAUUGCACGGCAGGUUGUGACACCGAAGAAACUGACGCAACGUACAUUGCGACGUACUGGAUCGCACGGUCAAGUUUACGAACAAGUGCAGUACAUUGAUGUCGAUGGGAAUAUUGUUCGGACGGAAGGUGGAGUUCUUGACAGUAUUUCUAUCUCUUCCGAAAGUGCAAAGACAAGCAAAGUUGUCACCCCCGUCAAAACGACCCGAAGAGUUGUAGUUCGCAAGACAGGAGUGGAUGGUCAGGUUCAGGAAGAAGUGCAGUAUAUGGAUGCGGAUGGCAAUGUUGUUCGAAGUGAGGGAACUACAUUGAUGACGAAAGCUCGAAGUAGCGGACCUGUCUCCAAUGCUGGUCGCACUACAGUGACUCGGAGUAUCGUGUUGUCCGGACAGAACCAAUACGUAGGUAUCGACAGCACUGUGUUUCCAUUGGUUCGAAGGGACGGUAGUAGUGCCACAGAUGGAAACCAUAUUGAUAGGAAUGAUUCGAUGAUUGAAGAAAAAGGUGGUGUUCUUUCGAGCACAAGGAGCUGCUCGGGUAGUGUCAGCAGCGUUACGAGUGAUACCUCCAGUAGGACAUCUUGUCGACGCAUUGUAACUCGUCGGGUGAUGGCAUCGCCAAGCACAGCGCCAGUGGUGCAACGCAACAUUGUGCGCAAAGAUGGCUUCAGACCUGACGCUGCCUACGAAGAAGACGUGCAGUCUAUGGAAUCGGAUGACGGUAGUUUUACUUCCAACAGCGGUAGAGCUGUCACUAGUAAGAAUGGUUUGGAUCGACGGGUUACCACUCGUCGCGUAGUAACCCCGCAUCGUGUGAUUCAGCGCAUGGUUGUUCGUAAAGAUAAUGCUGGAUCAGGCACAGAUGGAUUGAAUAUCGGUGCAGAUUGUGUUCAAAGCGAAGACAACGCUAGCAGCGAUGAAUCGGCGGGUGGAUCCAGUCGUGGUAGAUACCCUAUCUCGAAUCGAAUCAUGGUUUUGAAAGGAACUCAACGAGUUGUCUCUCGUCCAGCAUCUUGUUCCGAUAAGUCACAGAUGAAAGACGACGAUAUAGUUGCCGUGACUGACGCACCACUGAGCGAAAAGCUAGAGACCCAUGUGAUUUUGGGUAUUGAGGAAGGCAAGCCUCCUAUUCCAGUACGCGAGGUAGUUUCUUGCGUUAGCUCACCAGCUGAAAGUGUUGACGUUCCCAGCCCAAAUGUUGAUGAUGGCAGCAAAGAAUUACCAAAGGACAGAGUUGUCGCUGCUGUGGCUGGUGCUACUGCCCUAGCGUCUACGACCUAUGGCGGUAGCAACAUUAUUGAUGACGAGAACAAAAUCAUAGAUGGAGUGCUUGCUGUAUCCUCUGCUCCGGCAGUUGAUGAACUAGCUACGAUGGUCACAAAAGACAUUGCUGAAUGUGAAAAGGACCGAGAGCAGCCUUUUGCUGGUGCUGGAUCCUGGAACAUAUUUGAUGGCACGGAAAAGCUAGGGACUCCAGUAGAAAUAAUGUCUAGUGACGACAAGCAAGCAACCACGUCAGAAACAGUUGUCGCCUCACACAACCAGUAUCCUUUCGAUGCAUCAGAAGCCGACGCGUCCGGUGCUGUUGCUGACUUUGAUCUUCGAACUGAACCUAUGAUGUCUUCAUACCAGGAUACUAACGUUGUUGCUCAAAAUUCAUGUGAUGGCGAUGAAUCGGAAACUUUUGCUGUGAUUUCUGAAGUAUUCAUUCCAUUGCCGACUAUGACACCAUCUGAAGAAAGUAACAGCAUGAUUGCAGAGGUUUCGGGACCUCAAGCAGCAAUGGACUCCGUUUUUUCUCCUUCGUCUCUACGUGGAAAGGAAGUCUAUCAAAAUCCUAGAGUUUCAGGUGCCACAGGAGUGGCAAUUGACGCUAUUGAUUACAAAAUGCCUGAAACUCACAUUGCUGCGGAUUGUGCUACGACAGAGACAGACGCAACAGGCGGUCCUUUUGCAGUAAUGGAAACAGUUGAAGAUGACGGAUUGAACAUGCCAAAGGUUGAACGCAACAUUUGGAAGUUCAGGGGUGCGCGCAGGCCACAAUCUCCUCGUAAUGCAGGAGUGAAGCUCCAUGACGCGGAUACACGUGGGGAUAUACCUGUUACUUGCGGCAUCGAGCCAAAUGACAUGAUUGGAUUACCUGCUGCACACGAACAAGUUGCUGCAGCAGAGUCUGGUGAGGUAGAAAACGCCACACCUGUCGAUAGUGGUUUGGUAUCAGUCUCUCAGCAUUCAGAAGAGCAUACAGGUGCGAAGCACGAAGAUGUCGUAGAAGAGAAGCUUGAGCACGCUGAUAGUUUGUGGGAUGAAUCGAGCAAGAAGGACGAAUCGAAUCAGUUGGCUUCAGUGAUUGUCAGUAAGAAAGUCGGCUGGUCCGCCGAAGAUGAGGAUUACAAGAUGACACCCGACUCGGCUACACAUAACGACAGGACCUCCCCAUUCGAUCAAGAUGAAUGGAUACGUCAUAGCAUACAGUCCGACAGCAUCUCGACAAAUAGUGCUGAUCCUGUGGCCUCGAGUGGAAAGACCAUCCACGACCGCGAACGGCGCACGACCGAGGUCAUUGAUAGCAUUGUGUCUGAUAUUGGUUUCGACGAACACUACGUCGAAAUCGCGAGUCCUCGUCGAAGAUGUGCUUUUGACGAUGAAAGAUUAUGGACUGUCAAGCCUUGUUCAUUGGCGUGGAGCAGAAUUUGCCUAAAGCAAAAGAGCUGGAAGACUUUUUCGAUGACAACGUCAUUGCAAGAUAACGGUGAACUUGUGCUGGACGACGUGAGUGGGUCUGUAAAGGCUGGUGAGUUCUUGGUCAUUACGGGCCCGUCAAAGGACGAAAGUCGCGCUCUGCUUCAUUGUCUUUCCGGGUACGAAGGUGCCAUGAAAGGCGACGUGACGGUCAAUGGCCGUGCGUGGAAUGAAAAGAUGAACCGUUACGUUAGCUACAUCAUGCGGGAAGACUUGUUCUAUGAGACGUUGACCGUGCACGAGCAUUUAAUUACUCAAUCUUACCUUCGUAUGCGUCGUACGCACACGGACGAGAUGUGCUUGGAGCGCGUGGAGUAUGUUAUUGAGGAAAUGGGUCUCUUGGACUGCCGUGACAAGUUGAUUGGAGGUGGUGUUUCGCUAUGUGGAAUUUCCCACGGUGAGCGGAAGCUACUCGCCCUCGCUACAGCUCUAUUGACCAACCCUUCUAUCCUCUUCGUUGAAAACCCCACGGAUGGACUGGACACCUUUAGCGCGGAGAAAAUUGUUGCCAAGCUGCAUUCGCUUUCCUGGGAGAAGGGUUUGACUGUGGUUGUGACGCUACAUCACCCAUCCUCGCACUUUUACGAGCUUUUUGAUAUGCUGUACUUGGUUGCUAAUGCCUCGUGUGUGUAUGAUGGCAAGGCGGCUGAUUGCGUUGCUUAUUUUUCUACGAUCGGAUACCAGUGCCCGGAGUACAUGAGUCCAAUUGACUACUUUAUGCUUCAAAUGGUCGUCGGCGACCGAGAAUCUGAUGGCGAUGGUGUGGCUCGAGUCGAUGCACUAAAGCGUGAAUGGUUUCAAAGUAAUGUUGCAAGGUAUACUGAGAAUGCAGCUUGCGCUGAAGCAAUGUGUGAAGAUUCAGUCGUGAAUGAGUACGACCAGAAUAAUCGCUAUCACCACAUGGGAUGCUGUGGUCAGCUAUGGCUCUUGUGGGCUCGCCACAUUCGUCAACUUUUGCGCUACGGGUUCGUGUUUCAAUGGCACUUGUUGGCUGCGCUUUUGAUUGGUAUUGUGUUUGGACUUGUCUACCUUCAAAUUGACCUCAAUGAUCAGCAUGGAAUCCAGAAUUUUGCUGGUUCUUUCUUCUACGUGGUGGUCGUGCAAAUGCUCUUCGUGGCUUACCGAACAUUUGUGUUCAUGCCCCGAGAGACUGUCGUUGCCUUGCGUGAGCAACAAGAGUAUCGUGGAGGCAGGUACAAUCUGCUGUGCUGGUACUUGACUAAAAUUGUUGCGGAGCUACCGGCCCUCAUUAUCCUUUCAGUCGCACUGUUCGUGCCAAUCUAUUUGCUUGUUGGCAUCGGUCACGGUUUCAAGGUCUAUCUUUACAUGCAAAUUGUGAUUGUUCUUGCUGGAUGGGCUGCAGUUGGUUUGGCGUUCGUAACUCUUGGUCUUUUGCGCCAUGUCACACAUGCUGUCAUCGUGUAUGCCAUACUUAUGGUGCUUUUCGUGGCUUUUGGUGGUCUCUUGAUGAACGUGGCAGAUAUCCCUGACUGGUGUGUAUGGUUGCGCUUCAUCUCACCGAUCAAGUACAGCUACGAAUCCCUGAUGAAGAUCUUUUGGCAGCGUGUUGAAACCAUUGAUUGUGACCGGACCGUGGAAGGCUGCGUCGCCUUUACAGGCGUCGGGGUGCUGGAAUACUAUAGCAUGGAAAAGCGCUCAGCAUUGAAUGAUUCGCUAACUUUGCUCGCCAUUUCCUUAUCUUUCUUCUUCGUAGCGUUUUGGUUCCUCUUGGUGCUGACAAACAAGCGCAUGAAUGGACUACAGUGGCGCCAUGAAUGGGACUCAAAGUGGCCAUUGGGUCAUCGCCGACAGCGCGUCGCUGCUAUUUGUACCGUUCGUGAGAGUGAGGAUCCUGCGCAAAGCAGUACAAAUCUCGUCGAGCAAAACGGCCAACAUAGCUCGUCAGGCUCUGUGGAACGCAGUUUCGUCACCGGGAUGGAAAGCCACUACAUUAGUGUGACGACUCCGCGUGUUGGAAGUCGUGGAAUUUGUAACGCUCCAAGUGUGACUCUCGGUUGGAGAAGCUUGUGGCUGAAGGCACCAGGUGACAAGAAGCUAAAGAGUGACGAUGAAACGGAGUAUUUGCUCAGCGGUGCUAAAGGAUCGGCCUUGUGCGGAGAGCUGCUUUUGAUCACAGGUCCAUCGAAUGACUCGAAUGUGGGACUGUUGAAGACUCUUGGUGGAUUACAGAAGACAAUGAAGGGUAAUGUGAUGCUUAACGGUGUUGUGUCAGCCGCGCACAAGCUUUCAGACCAUAUUGUAUACGUGGCUAGUGAUGAUCUGUUCUUUGAAACGUUGACUGUUGAGGAACAUCUUCGAUUUCAAGCUCAGCUAAUAGUUGGCAAGUCACGCAAUAGCAGCGGUUUGUGCUGUGGAACUGGUACUAGUGAUCUGGAGGCUGAACGAGUGGAAAUGGUUCUUGACGAGUUAGAUUUGGCUUCUAAGCGCCACAUACUUAUCCGAUACCUGUCAGAAGCUGACACAAAGCUGCUUACUUUCGCGACGGCAUUACUGGAUAAUCCUCCAAUCUUGCUAGCUGAGGAACCUACGUCUGGUAUGGACUUUUACGCGUCACAACGCGUUAUUCUGAAGCUACGUCAGCUCGCUCGUGGAGGACGUACAGUCCUGGUGGCAAUGACGCAUCCGUCGUCACAUUUGUACGCACUGUUUGAUACGUUGUAUCUUCUUGCUGGAGGAGGUACAGUUUAUCACGGCAACAUGAGAGAAGCCGUGUCGUAUUUUUCUUCACUUGGAUAUGAAUGUCCACAGUACAUGAGCCCUAUCGACUACUUUAUUCGCCAAGUUUCUGCUAGAAAGAAGAACAAUGAGACGGGUAAUGUUCAGGCUGAACUUUUCAAGGAAGCUUGGUCGACUCGUUGCUUUGGGUUGUGCCUUGCCGACAAUAUUGUCGAAGCCGAAACACAAGAGGAAAAAGUUUCUAGCAGCUCCCGUCUUGGAUGUUGUUCUCAGGUUUCGCUUCUAUUCCGACGGCAUCUUCUCCGUCUUGCACGGUAUCGUGUUGCCUUCGGGUGGCAAUCAUUCUGGAUGAUUGUUGCUAGCGUGAUUUUCGGUCUUGUUUUUCUGCAACUGAACUUGGACGACCAACAAGACAUUCAGAAUUGGUCUGGUGCUUUCUUUUUAAUGAUUCUGUUGCAAAUGCUGGUGAUGGCAUACCGGACGUUUGUUUUUCUGCCACGUGAGAUGGCAAUUAUCCAACGAGAGCACCGCCGUGGAGGUUACUGUCUGAUAAGCUGGUAUAUGACAAAGGUGUUUGCUGAGUUGCCUGCAUUGAUGAUUCUGUCAGUGCUGUUGUUUGCACCUGCAUACUUGCUGAUUGGUAUCGGUCACGGUUUCAAGUUGUACUGUUACAUGCAGCUUGUCAUGUGGUUAGUGGGUUGGAGCGCCUUAGGUUUGGCCAGUCUAUUACUUGAUCUCGUCAGAUGUGUGCGUAUGGCACUGAUCUUGUAUGUUUUGCUCUUGAUCCUUUUUGUGCUAUUCGGGGGUCUCUUGAUGAAUGCUGACGACAUUCCGGACUAUCUCGUUUGGCUUCACUACAUAUCACCGGUCAAAUACGGCUAUGAGGCUCUAAUGAAGCUCUUUUGGGGUCGCAUUGGUUAUCUCGCCUGUAAUGGUACGGACGGCAGUGGAAGUACUGCAUCUGGUUCUGUGGUUGAAGAAGACAUGAACUCGAGUAUGUCGAGUUUUGGGUCGUUCGAGGAUGAGAAUGGCUGCAUUGCCCACUCUGGGAAUGAAGUACUAACUCAUUACAGUAUGGACACAUCUCGUGAUUCUCGCAGCGACAGCUUUAUUUUACUGGAGCUCACGUUGUUAUACUUCAUCAUUGGUUACGUCUUCCUCUCACUACGUUGGGAUCGACACAAGGUAAAGCCGCAGCGGCAAUCGUAA